CCAAAAAUGACGAAAAAAAAGGCAAAGAAGAACCAGAAAACCGGUGCCGCUGCAGCGCCACCGCACGAGUCGCAAAAAAAGGAAAAAGAAAACGAUUUCGAGAUGCUGGAGGAUAUAAAGCGAGACGAGGACUUGUUCUUCUCGGAAACUGAUAUUUCCAAUAUUUCAAACUUUAUUCGCACCACAAACAAAUCCUUCAACUCUCUCGGCAACACAUUCGUCGAACAAUUCACAAAUCGCUGCUCUCUAGCCAUUUUUCAGGCUCUUGCCACAUGUUUUGAGAUUCAUUCUGAAGAAAGGGAUGAUGUGAUUCGUCGGUUGAAUAUUAUUUAUAUAGUAUGGCGCCUGCCCGAUCUCGAGCCGGAACUUCGUCCAAAACCGCCGAAAAAUCUGAGCGACGUGUACUCCCAUCCGUACGCCACGUUUCUUUUUGCCGCCGAGCAAAUUGAGCACCGAAUUGAGGCGAUGCUUGCGAGAAUUAUCGUCAGCAACAAUAUAAAUCAGGUCGAAAAGCUGACGGCACCGGAUUUUAUUCAAAAAGCGGCGGCGGGGGGAUUGACGGUGGUGGUGGAGGGCAUCGAUCGGACGGGUUUUGUGGAUUGGUGUGAAGCGAAUACGGAUCAUUGGCCAGAAGUUCAUGAUUCGGUGGUUCCGUUGCCGAAAGCGAUGCGGGAGCUGGGAUGUGAACGAAAGGACUACGAAUCAGGAAUGGCUGAAGCUUUCUAUCCAAUAAUGCACAAUGCUCCAACACAACUCCCUCCCAGAAUGGAAGCUCUCGAGCAAGAAGAUCCAAUUAUUCGAGAAUGGCGGCUUAAAGUAGAUCCAGAGAAUACAUCAGCAACGCCAGUGAUCUAUUCAAUGUGUUCUGGUGAUAAGAUGCAGGAAGAGCUUAUGCAGGCUUUUGAUGAGCUCGAGCCGACCAUCGCCGAGUACCAAUCAGAUCUGAUCGCCGGAAUGACAGCUCCAGAGUUAGAAGAACUAAAUAAACAAAUCGAUUGUGAUGAUCAAAUGUCUCAAUCAUCAGACUCGGCUCCACCAUCAGAAGUGAGCUCAGAUUUGGAGCUUGACACGGCUCUGGAUAUUCGUGAUGGAAUGACAAUGCCGCUGGUGGAUUUGAAAGAUGAAGUUAUUGAAGGAUGUGUUGAUCGAAUUCUUGAUGGAACUACUUUGACAACUUCCAAGUCAGAUAUGAUGAUUCAAUUCGUUCGAACAGCUCUGAUAACUCAUCCACAAUACGAUCGGCUUCUGCAGGCUUCGGUGCUCGACGAGAAUAUUAUAAGCUUCAUCAGAACAAAUGUCAAGUUUGCUGGCGCUUUUCUUGUCAGAAAUGCGCUCAGUGAGCAGGAUACGUGCCUCCUUUUUAAGAGAUACAUGCGUCUCUGCGAAGGGGUCAAUUCAACUGUUCACUCACUGGAAACAGUGCUCAAACUCUCAAAAGAAUUCAUAGAACACGAUAAGCUUACUCAAGAGCAUCGAGAAGUUGUUCUGGCAUUUGUUCGUCACACGAUUAGGACUUGUGAGGGUGAUCGGACCGUUCGGCUUGUCGCAAUGCUUGUGAAGAAGUUGCUCCGCGAGCGGGUGCUUAAUGUUGAGGACAUUGCCGCGGACGUGAAGCCAUUCACACUGAAAUACACUGAUAAUCGAGAGUGUACAGCACUCUAUCAAUCAAUGAUUAAUAUGCAAAAUGGUGGUGGUGGAGGAGGACAAGAGAAUAUGACUACAUCAACUACUACAACCACCACUACCACAAAAUCAAGCUCUCCAAACUCACUGAGCACCACCACAACGACGACUUCUCAUAAUCCGGGCGCAUCGGCCACCACCACAACCACUACGGUAGUGAAGACGUGUGGGCCGGCGACGUUUAAACAAACGUCGAGAAAAGUUGUGCUUCAGUUCAAAAAUCCGUCUCAAAAUGCACAUUUUUGAGUGUUUUGCCUGCAGAAUCAUCGUCUCUUCCUCUUCCCUCUUUUCAAAUUUAUUAAGAAAAUCAAUCGGUUUUUUUUUUUAAUUAAAUGUGUCUCAUUUGCUCUUUUGUAAACUCUGCCGCCGCCCCAAUUAUCGCGUCGGGACCAUCAUCAAAUUUCUCGAUAAUUUCAUCAAAAAGUGACACUCACACAGUUGUACAGGCUUUUGAAUCGUCGAAAGAUGUAAAAAAAGGCGUUUUUCAACGCUUUUUUGUUCCAGAAAAUGCCGAAAAAGGAGAAAAUCGAAAAAAAAUAGAUAAAUUUGAUGAAAAAUGAGUUGUUUAAUUUAUUAUAUUUUCCCCAAUUUCCCCAAUUUUCCCCCCUAAAAAUUGUAUUUUUCUCCUUCUUUUUUUCAAAAAACUGAGAAUCUCACGGGCUUUGCUUUGAAAAUUUUGUUCUUAAAUAUUUGAUUUAUUCCGAUGAAUUAUCUACAGAUU
This is a messenger RNA of Caenorhabditis elegans, 2404 nucleotides long. It is a transcript of the gene ntl-11, whose product is annotated as CCR4-NOT transcription complex subunit 11. Lineage: Eukaryota; Metazoa; Nematoda; Chromadorea; Rhabditida; Rhabditidae. The coding region runs from base 7 to 1929 and encodes 640 amino acids. Gene Ontology annotation, cellular component: CCR4-NOT complex. The transcript has 10 exons. The record is from RefSeq and is marked reviewed.